AUGACAAACGGCGGGGAUCCACCUAGUGGGGUAUGUAAUAGAGCUGGUGGAUUUAACUCUGCGACCCCAACGAGACCGACGCGGCAGGGUGGUCUGGCGUCUCCUUCAGAGCGGGGAGGUGGCCCCGUAGAUGAUCGGAUACCUCGAGCGGUGCCCGGGGAUUUCGCUUCUCAUUUACCGCUUGCAUACCUUCCUAUGAAGAUGUCCGCGUCCGGUCCGUCUCCUGUGGGACCCGUUGAUGCUGUUGUCGCGUAUCCGCCUCAGUCACUGCUAGGCCAGCCUGGGUCUGUUGGGCUUGUGAGACCAGCUGAUCUGGCACAAGCGGGAAUGCCACGUGGGGAGGACUAUCAGGAAGAAGGUGGCUUUCAGGGUCGAUCACGAAGUCGAGAACCACGCUUUGGGGGCAGCAGCGCUGUGGUGAGCUCACGUGGAUUUCCCCGAAUGAGGCAUGCAGGACAUGGUUUUGCUGCUUCGGGGGGUCCGAGACCCGGCGGUAGUUCACCGGGAGGGUUAGGCGGCGCUGGAGGUAACGAGGGGUCUGGACGUGGCGACUUAGACCACGUACGAGAUAUUAGAAGUUUCCCAAAUGUCAAGCAAUCAUUCCGACCUAGAGCGGUUUCGGGGCCCUCGGAUCCCCCGGGGGCGGGGACUCACCACUUAGGGAACUGCCGCGAUGUGCGUCAAUUCGACCUUAGCAGUCACGCUGCGCAGCAGUUUCCAGUGAAGAGUGGCUCUGCCGCGAAGGAAGGAGCUGCAGACCACCCCGGAAAUUUCGCAGGUAAUUCCGCAGGGGCUUGGUCUGGCAGGGAUUCACACCACGACAGCGGGUCUGCCAGUGUGUGCCCGACUGGUGACGGGGGGCGUGAUUUCGGAGGUGGCCAGCAGCGCAAGCGACGCCCUUUGGCGUUGUCACGGAGCCGGCGAGGGUUUGACGGACGUCGAACAAGUGUGUACGCAGAUCAAAUCAUUAGUUACCAGCACGGCGGACUGUGUCCAAAACGGGUCAAGGCCGCGUUUAUGAGUGUGGCACAGGCGGCUGGCCAACCGUUCUUGGUCAUGCCGCGGCACAUGCGGUUGGACGACACGUGUGCGGGCAUACCGCCGGAUGCGCUUGGAGGGUUGAGGAAUCCCGCCGGUAGCUUGGACCCCUCGGGGAGUAGAGAUAAAGCGGGCAUCUGGGAUGGCGGAGCGGCCGCCCAGCUUAACUCGACCUCCGGCUUAGCUGAUGGAGUGUCCACUCAGAUGAGCUGUCCGUCUCCCUGGAAUGGAGCUGGGGGACACGCUGACACAGAGGAUUCUGUUCUGCAUAUGAGUGAGGUCAGCGCAGAUGAGAGCGACGAUGAAAUGGAAGACGGUGAGGUGGAGGAGGCGAAGAAAGACGGUCGGACGACACGUUCGGGACAGGAAGAAGUCAUAUCGGGAGUUGCUCGACCGUACUCCCAGGGGGCGGCAGAGCCUGUUCCGGGAGCGACGGACAAAUCUGCUCCUUCGUUCGCAGGCGCAACAGAUGCACACCGGGAGGGUCAAGCUGCUACUGUGCCUAAUAAUUGGGGCUCCUUCAACUCUCCUGGAGGCUUGUCUGUCUCUUUUGAGGGUGGUUUCGGUGUCUCAGCACCCCUACUUCCGUCGGGAGUCGCGUCAGAGGCUCCUAGUUUACUCGGACCAGCCCCGCGAGGAGCGUUGUUCCGACCUCCGUCUUCAUGUGCCGCGACUGCUUUUGGUAACACAGGCACCAGAAACAACACUUCAGAGCAUCGGCCUUUUGCUGACACGUCUGCGGGUGGGGCACUAGUGACUUCAGCAGGUGCAGUUGAUGGCCAGAGUAGCUUGAGGUCGCAGACAGUUCCAGGACAAUCACCGAUGAGUUUUCCCGCACUCGGCACUGCAAAUGCUUCUGAGCGUAGUUCAAGCAUGGGCCGGGCACGGCCUGUAGAUCCGCGAUUGCUGCGACAACGAAAGCAGCAUAAUGCGGAUGGAGCUGUGUCUGCGCCGCCGCAUGAAAUAAACGAUUCGAGUGGCGAGACGCUCUUAUCUUCAGAAUGUGCUUCGGGAAUGGAGAAAACAUGCGCGUUAGGAGAUAAGGCUCCAUCCGAAGUGAUUCGCUAUGUUAGCUCUAUUGAUAGAAGCGUUUUGGAGCUUAAAAACCCUCCGACGCCUCCCCCGCCUGGCACGCUACCACCGGAGCUUCAGAACACGUGCGUGGCGCGAGGCAAGUUACCUCUCUUGCUGGACCUGGACAACACGCUGCUGCAUGCUCAGGCAGCAUCAGCCACUGGCUGCGACGUGCGGCUACAGGAUUGGAUUGAUCCGUAUGGAGAACCCGAACUGUAUCGAUUUGAGCUGCCGUGCAACCGCAAGACUUAUUAUAUGAAACUUCGACCCCAUCUGAGGACGUUCUUGAAGAAGCUGGAGCCGUUCUACGAGAUGAGCGUGUACACAAAUGCUACUCAAGAAUACGCCGACAUAGUCAUCGCGAUUUUGGAUGGCAAUCGUCAACUUUUCCAGGAUCGGAUUGUCGCACGUGACAGUGGCUUCAGAGGAGAGGCAUCAGAAAAUAAAGCCGUCCGCCGACUGUACGAAGGCAUGGAUAAAAGGUGCAUUGUUGCCUUCGAUGAUCGGCAGAACAUCUGGACAGACUUGCCUCUAACUCACGUAGUAAAGGCACAACAUUAUGACUUCUUCGACUCGCAUAAGACAGAGCUGAACGCUUACUACCCCCCUUUAUCGAACGGCAUUGAAGGCAUGACAGCACCGGACGUUCUGGGGAAUAGACAAAACGAGGACGAGGGCGUGAUGGAUCCGGUUGGCUGUGGUUCUUUUCCCCCGGUGGGACAAGAUACACAGUCAACUAACACACCUGUUCAACAGCAUCUAAGUCGAGCGGCUGCAGACGGGAAAAAGCCCUGUGACUGGGACAGGCAUUUGGAAUGCAUGCUGAAGUUGUUUUUGCAUCUUCAUGCGGAGUUCUUCAAGGAUCCAGUCAAUGCCAACAUUGGCGCGAUCCUGUGCAAUUUCCAGCAAAAGGUACUCUCCGGUGUAGGGAUUUUCUUCACGGGUUUUAGAAAAACCUUUUCUCCAGGAGCUGCGGUAGCUGACUGCGAAGAACGGCAGGCCGAACUUGCGCAGCGCCUCGGUGCGAAGGUAUACAAGAGGUUCGACGAGGAAGGAGUAACUCAUGUUGUGGCCGGAAAAAACAACACGAAUAACAUGCUUGCCUGCAAGGAAAAUACGAAGCUCGCCCGUGUGCACACACUGUGGCUGUAUUGCUGUGAGGCUGCACUGGCACGGGUGCCUGAGUCUGCGUUUGACGCUGACACACUGUGCACUUACUACGACAACAGCCCUCCGACUGCUCCUUACCGCGAUCACUGGGUGCAUCUCGCCCAAGAAAAGCCGACUGCAGAGCACGAACCAGCUCAUCCGUUUCCUCCACCGGAGAGCCUUCCCGUACGAGAAUUCCUUAGCACUGGCUCGUACAGUGACGGCGCAACACUAACGUCGCCGUACGAGGAGUUGUUGUUCAUAUGGCGGCCAGAGAAGCAGAUGAUUCGGCAGUUAUACGCUAGUGAUGAAAGUCGCGGCUUGUCUCUACCAUCGGCCAGCUCAAAAGGAGCGUCUGUAGUGACGUCGGUGACGGGCACCCCUGGUGGGUCGUUGUGUGGUACUUUGUUAGGUCCUGGUCAGCCCACUGGCCAGGGCAUGAUUGGUGCCACUUCCCACCCCCAGUCGCAGCGGCUUCAUGCCUAGACUGCAAUAUUCUGCCGUGACCCACAGUUCUAUGAAAAGGUGGGCAACUUAAUUAGGCCACGUGUUGGCGUGUCCGCAGCCAACGUACACCCGUUGGACUUGGCCCGUCAGCAUCAAUAAUGGCGCGUCUGCUUCUCAGGAAUAGCAAAAGGGAACUUUACGACGGACCCUUGUCUACUGAUCGGAGAAACUGUUUUCUGGGGAAAACACUUUUUAGGUAGCCACAUCGCUACGAGGCACAUGCAGCGUGUCCUUGAAUGAAUACACAGAAGCUGGAAAUUGCGCCUUGGUGUGUCCACCCACUAUGCCGUAUUCGUUGUGGCUUGCUCUCGUGACAUUCUGGCCAGUCGCUGUUUCGUAGUCACAGUACAACGCGCAGUUUCCGGAACUCGAGUGUUUGAUUUUGCGUCAAAUCGCAGCGAGAAUCCCUUCUUCGAUGCCACGUAGGACUACUGGCUGCAUAUGCGUUGUAGGUUGAGUUAGCUCGUUCGAUCCACAAAAUAGGUGAUAAAAAUCUACUACGGCAGUGUUCUGGCGAUUAUGGCUGUCGACGGAAGGCGAUUUCGUUGAAAUCAGUUCAUCGAAAGCAGUGCGGUCUCACGGAAUGUAAAAUGGUUUCGCCCGGAGUAUCCGAAGCUUUAAUUGCUCGUUACGUGGGGCUUUUGGGAGGCAACUGUUGAUGGAAAUGCUAUGCGGUUUAGCCUAGAACGCUGCUUUACGCUACGAGUGAAUACAUGGAAGGGAUCGUGGAAAGGAGCAGAGGGUCCCUAAAUUGUAUCGAAUAGCACCUAAAGGUACACGGGAGGACUACUGUGGGAGGGAAGUGCUGAAGAAAAAGAAACUAUGAGAAGUGACUCGUAAGACAUUCGGUUUUCGAACGUCAGUGGAGUGUACUUAAUGGAGAAAUUGCUCUCUUAUUCGACAGAUACAAUGACAAACAACGAAAAAGCGGUCGUGGACGGACGGUUACUAUACUCGAUAUAGGAAACAGGAAAUACAACAGAAGAAAAGUUAACAGGAGCUCAGGAGGAAGUCGAAGCCGCAGUGUAAUGUUGUGAUGGUCUUGUGGUAAUGUAAGGGGCGAAUGCCAACACGGGGGCUUUCAUCCUCAAUAGAAGGAUGAGGGGUAAACAGCUGGAAACAGUUAAAUGGGACGUGAAGCACGGCGCUGAAUGUAGGGAUGUGCCAUUGAUAGCCAGAGUUACGUUCCAGGUUCCUUCUCCAUGCGUUACAAUUAUGGGUAGAAUCACUCGCUACGCGAACGAAUUGGCGCCAUGAAUUGUAGGUUCUCUGGUGUGAGAUGAGAAGUCAAGACUCGCCUUUUAAACGUCAUUUUCGUUUUACAUUUCGCUGUUGAGCCCAAUCGUGUUUGAAGAAUCACUUCACCCGCGCAGUUCCCGUUCUCUGAGAACUGCGACCUGCUUUCGGCCCACAGCACGCAGUUCAAGAAGCGAUAUCGUUGGCGAGGAAGCAGUGAAAAUGAACUCGAGUUCAUUGAGGCAUGCAGCGCUUGUAGCCCCCGUAUUGUGUGUGCAUCCAUCACGCCGCGGGGCGGACGUGUACGCUAUUUGGAGACAAUGUCAUUCUGCCGAGUUGUGUUUUAAGAUAUCGGCCGCUGAUGACGCAGAAUGUUAAUUUCCUCUAUACCUGCGUACCCCUAAGAGUAUUUCUUUUCUACGGCGCCGGCAACCGCCGCCACCGCUUCUGAUUAACUGGAGCGAACAUGUAAAGUCCGAAGGACUAGUCAUGAGAAAGUAACAGUUCUCUCAGGGGGACAAUUUAGGCUCAGCGGGUAAGGGAUAUACUAUAUCGGACAGUCAUGAGAAAGGAAGUAACUGCCUUGUUUCUCACGGGGCUGGAACUGACGAACCUUCUGAUCGAGUCAGAACAGUCUGGAACGGAAAGGUCCCGGAGAAUAAAUGCUAUAGUCAUGCUUCUUCGAAUCGGGGUGACAAACGCAUCACCUAUCAAUUCGCAGGUUGAUUCUGUUUAGCGUAAAAGCAAAGCAUGACACAUUCAUGAUGCUUGAUGCCCCGUAUUGUAUGUUGUGGUUCUUGUUCUGCAUGCACGUUAACAGUUAACGAAGUAUUACGCCAUCCUUUCCUACUUUUGAAUCGCAAGAAAAGACAACGCGCAGCAAACCCUUUCGAAGUUCUUUUCCAGGG
Messenger RNA from Toxoplasma gondii ME49, 5912 nucleotides. RefSeq names its product NLI interacting factor family phosphatase. Gene Ontology annotation, molecular function: RNA polymerase II CTD heptapeptide repeat phosphatase activity. The transcript is spliced from 4 exons. Bases 1 to 3747 code for a protein of 1248 amino acids. The record is from RefSeq and is a predicted model, not a curated record. NCBI's taxonomy places the organism in Eukaryota, Apicomplexa, Conoidasida, Eucoccidiorida, Sarcocystidae.